AACGGCUUCAUUAGGAGCGACUGCCAGAUAACAUGAGUCGACGUUUUCUCUUGCUCUAUGCCUCGCAGACCGGCCAAGCGGAGGCGAUAGCGAAGAACGAGAUACACUCUCUGGCUCAAGACCACGGCCUCUCGCCUGUAACGUUCUGCAUGAGCCAGAAAGACAAGAAGUUUGAAAUUGAGAAGGAGUCAGUUGUUGUGUUUAUUGUUUCGACAACUGGAGAUGGAGAUCCACCUGAUACUGCACAGAAAUUCUGGAGAUGUCUUAAAAAUCAGAGUCUUUCGAAAUCAUAUCUGAAACAUUUGAAGUUUGCUCUCUUAGGUUUGGGUGAUAGCAACUACACAAACUUUUGUAAUUUCAGCAGAAUGUUGGGCAGAAGGCUACUCGAAUUGGGAGCGACGUCUUUCUACGAGACUGGAUAUGCUGAUGACAGUGUUGGUCUGGAGCGUGUAGUGGAACCUUGGACAGAUGGCUUAUGGACUCCAAUUCGAAAAGUUCUCGGUCUUCCCAAAUCGGACAAGGAAGAAAGCAAAGUAGAUGAUAAGCUCAAACUGACGCGGUCAGGUUUGAUUCAAGCUCAACCCGUACAAGCAUUGGAUUUGAAAGGUUUGCCUACGGCGUCUCGUUCUUCCCCCAGUUCUCCGAAAGAUGGAAAUGGUACUUCAAAAUUUGAUAGCAAGAAAGAUGUUCCAUUGACGGGAAAGACUGCUGAUACACGAGAUAAUAAUUUGACGUCAUCAGAAACUACUAAUGGAACGAAACAAGAAAAAGUUACAAAUCAGCCGGUCGUUGUUGUGUCGGAUAUUUCCAUCUCUUGUAAUGACAAAACAGUCACUGACAAAUCCACGCCAUCUGAUGGUGGCUCUACCAACGAUACUCAUAACCAUGCAGUCGCAUCCAAGCAAUUCGUUUCGAAAAAGCACUCAUCCAAGGCGAAACCAUCAUCCAAGAAGAGUGGUGCAUCGACAACUAAGAAACCGUCGGUUAUUGGCUGGAAGUCUGGAGGUAGCGCUAAAGUCAAAGACAAAGCCUCGGCAAGCAAGACUGCUGCCGGUCACUCUACUCACAGUAAAACAUCUCGUAAAGAAGCGGCAGCUGCGAAAGCUAAAGAUGCUGUCUUGGCAAACGGGGCCGCAAUCAAGGAUACUAACAGUGAAACAUUUGACAAGUUGAUUGCUGCUUUGAGGAAGAACAAUGCUGACCUAGAUGCCGUUUCGUUGACACUACCGGUACUUCCUCAUUCCCUCCUCAAUGUGCAGUAUGCAAAGGGUCUUCUUCCGGUGCUUGACUUUACUAAUACAAAGCAGUAUGCAGAAUCGUAUCCGUCUCAAGCGACUAGUUUGUUUAUUGCUACGAUCACUGCUUGUCAACAACUUUCGAGAGAUGACGCUGUGAAAACUGCACUGGAGGUUGAGUUGGAUACUAAGGGCUCUAAUGUCACUUACACACCCGGAGAUUCGUUUAGUAUUGUGUGCGAAAACAAUUCCGCGGAAGUGGAAUGGCUGGUUGAACGUCUUGGCCUUACAGCGAAAGCAAACGUCGGUGCUCGUCUUUCUGUAAGAGAAGACUCAAAAGCCAUAGAUCCUUGCGUUCCUGUUCAUCUUCCAAACCACUGGACUCCACGAGGGUGGCUUAAAAACUGUUGUGACAUCAGGGCAGUUCCCAGAAAGAUGUUUCUUCGGCAGCUGGCAGAGUGUACAUCGGAUCCACAAGAAAAGAAUCGAUUACUGCAGCUAUGUUCUCGACAAGGAUCUGCGGAGUAUGCGUCACUUAUUCGAGAAAAGAUGAUGUCGUUUAUUGAUAUUCUGGAUGCGUUUCCUUCCACCAUGCCGUCACUAAAUGUAGUACUGGAAGGGCUACCUCGUCUUCAGCCUCGCUCGUAUUCAGUGACAAGCUCACCGCUUGCUCUCGAGGACAAAGUAAAAUUUGUAUUCAAUGUUGUCGGGCUGCCGGCGAAACGAACUGAAGAGAGGAAGGGUGUGUGUACUGGUUGGCUGGACCGACUUACGAAAAGAUUCAAACAAGGAUACAAUGAUCUCGAUAAGCCUUCAAAGUUGCCGUCGAAUCCACCGAAAAUUCCGAUUUUUCUUCGUGUCAAUAAUCGGUUCAAAAUUCCUGAGGAUUAUUCGGUUCCCUUGAUAAUGAUUGGACCGGGCACGGGUAUUGCCCCUUUUGUUGGUUUUUUACAACACAGACAAGAGCAGCAAAUGGCUGCUAAAGCUGCUGGCAUGAGAAAAGUGAAAUUUGGCGAGACGUGGCUCUUCUUUGGCUGUCGUCACAAGGACAGAGACUUUCUUUACAGAAAGCAGUUGGAACAGUUUGUAGCAAACGGUACGCUGUCUCAUUUCAAUGUUGCGUUUUCUCGGGACGAAGGACAGCAUGAAUAUGCUCCCAGGUACGUUCAGCACAGUAUGAACGAACACGCGUCUACGUUGGCCGACCUAAUCCUGCUGCAGAAUGCAUCGAUAUUUGUCUGCGGCGAUGCGAGGAAUAUGGCUAAGGAUGUUAUGAAUACUCUGACAGAGGUGCUGAGUGACUGCGCAGGUAUGUCGAUGGAUGAGGCUAGCUUGUUUCUUCGUAGUAUGAGAGAGGCCAAGAAAUACUGCGAAGACGUCUGGACAUGAGCGUAAGUUGUGUAUUCCGAUAUAUACCCGUGAAGAGAGAAACUAUUGUCGAGGUGUUAACAAUUCUAUUUAUUUAUGUAUUUUUGUCAGUUGCCAUAAAUUAGUACUGCAUCGAUUGCUCUAUUUUUCCAUAAUAGAUCGUGUAUUCUUUAUUUUGUGAGGACAUCUAAUGAAAGUAGUAACUAUUGACGCCGUGAAUUAUAUGUCGUUUGCCGUUCUGAA
Molecule: messenger RNA, 2846 nt
Organism: Corticium candelabrum
Lineage: Eukaryota; Metazoa; Porifera; Homoscleromorpha; Homosclerophorida; Plakinidae
Product: methionine synthase reductase-like
Exons: 16
Coding region: 33-2624 (863 amino acids)
Biological process (GO): homocysteine metabolic process
Cellular component (GO): cytosol
Molecular function (GO): [methionine synthase] reductase (NADPH) activity; flavin adenine dinucleotide binding; FMN binding
Source: RefSeq, a predicted model, not a curated record